This is a messenger RNA of Anopheles stephensi (Asian malaria mosquito), 1024 nucleotides long. RefSeq names its product UPF0687 protein C20orf27 homolog. The transcript has 2 exons. The record is from RefSeq and is a predicted model, not a curated record. Bases 407 to 943 code for a protein of 178 amino acids. Lineage: Eukaryota; Metazoa; Arthropoda; Insecta; Diptera; Culicidae.
CCGCGUGUUGUUGAUGUUCGUUGAAUCACAGCUUAAUUUGAUUUGGCAAAAAUACAUACGAUAUCGGCCCCGAUCAGUCCCGCGGGUGUGCAUAAGAUAGUGAUUUAUUCAAAGCAUCAUUCACGCUUUACUAUUGUUCUUCUUCGAUAGCAUUCAUUCCACUUCAAAGUCAACAAUGUCUCGGUUGGGCCACCUACAAUCACAAACCAGCGGCGCGUCGACGAGGACGGUGUGCGAUGAGAUUGCGUGUUCUUAAAAUAACCAAAUACACGCUGCAAGAAAAGAAGUCCGGCAAAGAGGUCAUCAACAGCGAGCAGAACAACUCGGCAACGGUCGGUUCUUCACAGCGAAUCAUUCCGCCAACUUGACCGCAGCUCAGGACGCACCGAUACUUAAGCUGACAAGAAUGGUUGACUCGCCCCAUCAUGUCCAUUUCGACCAGGCGGUGAUAAACGACGGAUUGCACGAUAACAGCAUUAUCUACCAAGUCGCGCCCGAUGGAACGUCCCUGACCGUACACUUGGGCUUUCUGCAGAUAAAUCAUCGCUACCGCAUCGAGCUGACUGUGCCGGCACAGGCCAUAAAGGAUGCGGGUUUUACGGUCGACGGCAACAGCGCGUUCGUUGCGCAGGAUGUCGCCGUGCCGAACGUGCACUGUCGACUGCUGGAGUUUCCCUCCCGUACCGUCGAUGUGAAGGGAGUGGACCACUUUGCGGUAACAAUCGAAUUUUUCGCUCACAAGGAGAAACUGCUGAAGGAACGAUUGCAUUUAUGUGGUAAAGAGGACUCAGAACGCCGGUUGGAAUUGAUCCUGGUCGCACGUGUGCUGGGCAAGGGCAAAGGGACGCCAAUGCUUCGCAAUGGAAUUCACUGCAUCGGGGUGGAGAAAACGGACGAAGAAUCGGAAAUGUCCGAUUGGCAGGGAUUUGCGAAGGAAAAGUAAGUGACGCGCAGCACACCGUUCGAUUGUGUACUUUUACUUCCUAUUGAUAGCGUAAUAAAUUUCCCAAGCUCUUUAAACAAA